Molecule: messenger RNA, 7117 nt
Organism: Anguilla anguilla (European eel)
Lineage: Eukaryota; Metazoa; Chordata; Actinopteri; Anguilliformes; Anguillidae
Gene: plxnc1
Product: plexin C1
Exons: 31
Coding region: 294-4829 (1511 amino acids)
Biological process (GO): semaphorin-plexin signaling pathway involved in axon guidance; positive regulation of axonogenesis; regulation of cell migration
Cellular component (GO): semaphorin receptor complex
Molecular function (GO): protein binding; semaphorin receptor activity
Source: RefSeq, a predicted model, not a curated record
GUUGAUUAGAUCAUGAAUUCGUAAAUACAAUUUAUAGCCUAGUUCUUGGUGGUACGCUGCAGCCUAUAACAUGCAGUGAGGGGGCAUGUUUUAUAGCCAUACAAUUUAUAGCCUUGUUCUCUGUGGUGAGCUACAGGCUAUACCAUGUAGAGAGAGGGCAGGUUUUGCCAGAAUAAUAGGGAAGUUUGAGCUAACGACACGUGUGAGCGCAGCAAACGGAAAAGUUUUCAAUCGGUCACCACUGCACCAGCUAAGACUCCGCGAAGGGACUUCUGCCUUCGUGAAUGCACUGAAUGUCUUUUCUGUAUUACUUAAAGUGGAAAGAAAGAAUGCAGACGUUGAUCUUUAUCGUUUUCAUAAUCGGUCACAGUCAGUCUGAUGAAAGCCAACCGUUAGAUGGAAAUGUCAAUAACUUUGCUGUUGUAAACGGUGCGGUUUACGUCGCCACGGAUGACAAACUCUACCAGAUGGACAGAAACCUUACCGUUGAAAUAAGAAAGGACACGGCGCAACCUAACAGGGUGCAGAUGUUGGUGCCAUUUGGAAAGAACAACACGUUGAUCACCUGUGGAACCUAUGACUGUGGGUACUGUGAUGUGCUAGAUUUGAAAAAUAUUUCAAAAACUGUACAUACAGAACAAAUCGCUGUAGCUUCAGUCCAUCCCAAUGAAUCAUCCUUCGCUUUCCUGGUCGACAUCGGAGAGAGAACAAAUAACACAUACCUUCUGUCCGGAGCGGUGCCACAAUUGCGUAACUGCGUGGCCGAUAUUUUUUUCAUAACUCUUAGAAACACAAAUGAUUCCCAGGACCGUGGAAUAUUCUCAGCGUCUGAAGAUGAAUAUGGUACACCCCAGAUCAGAAGUAGAUCAGCGCAGUGGGUGGAUUUGGACUUUGUGGAUGGCUUCCCGUGGAAGAACCACUUUUAUAUAUUAAUUAAUUUCAACAUAAGGAGUCCUCAAUCACGAGUUCGACUACUGACUAUUAAGAGAGGAAAUAAAAAGAGAGAUACACUGCAAUCCUUCAGAGGUACAACCCUCCAGUGCUGCGGGAGCAAAUACUACACACGACUAGCCUCAUCGGCAGUGGUUGGAGGUUCCCCUCUUCUUUGGGCAGGUAUCUUCAAAGUCGGUAACUCGCUCGACCCGGAGAGUACAGCACUAGCCAUUUUUAAUAUCACUCCAAGAGACUCUCCUGGACGGGAGGAUCCGGAUUUUAGGGCGGAACCGUCCUCUAGUACAAAUAAGGAAGAGUCAGAAACCAAAGAGUCAGAAACCGUCGCACCAUUGGCCGUUUACAAGUACCGGUCGAUGACGUCAGUGGCCACCGUGACUGCCAGUUCCUGGCUGGUGUUCUUUAUCGGGACAGCAGAUGGGCAGCUAAUCAAGAUUUCAAUGGACAAGGCCAUGAAACCAACCUGUCCUAUCGUCCUGUACAAAUCUGGCGACGACCGUCCUGUGCAUUCCAAAAUGAUUUUGGACCCCGUAGACAAGAAGCACAUCUACUUGGCAUUGGGAAAUCAGAUGAAGCGGGUGGCCGUGGCUCAGUGCUGGAGGUACAGCAGCAUGAGGGACUGCUGGUUUUCCCAUGAUCCCUUCUGUGGCUGGUGUUCUUCUCAGAGCAGGUGCACAUUUCAUGACGAGUGCCUCACGUCAACAUGGAUCUCCAUUCCUGACGGUUCGCUGCAGGAACGAAUGAUUUCCUUCUGCGCGGAGGAAACGCCAUCUCGCGAGAAGGUCAUAUUGAAUGUGACAGCUCACCUGAAGGUGGUAGCUACAGGAAGUCCCGCCUUCUCUUGCGCCUUCACCACUGAGCGUGGGGAGAGUCUGUGUGCCGGGUCUGGUGAUACCGCGGCAUUCCCCAGCUGCUCCUGCGUCUUCCUCAGGGACAAGUUUCCUGCAGGCCUGGGUGUAACAGUGAAGAUCACUAUUGACAACCAGAUAGUCUCUGAAUCCUGGAAUUUGAAGAACUGCUCUCUCAUCCAAGGAGGUCCCACGUCUGCCCUGUGCUCAGAGUGUGUGGCAGCUGGCUGCCUGUGGUCUUUCACACAACACACUUGCUCCUGGAUGCCUUGGUCCUCACACGAGAGUUACACACAGGGCACAUGUCAGAACUACUCUUCUGGACUGAAUAUCUCUAAACCAGAAAUUUACUCAAUAACACCAAGUGAAAUAUCCUUCUAUGGAAAAAACAAUGCAACCAUCACAGGGAAAAACCUUGAUCAUGUGACUAAACUACAUAUCCGUGGAGACAUGGGCUGCAAUCAGAUGGAGGUUCCAUUCCACAGCCGCUCCAGUGACAGGCUGACGCUGCAUGUUCCGGGUGGGAGCAAGGGCCGAAUGACUGUUUGUGUAGAACUCCCGGACGGGACGUGUUAUGGGUCGGCCGAAAUCACCUACAGAUCCCUACCGUCCUGCACUGGGCUGUCGCCGGACUCCAGCUGGGCCAGUGGGGGGAGAGCAGUCAGUGUCCUGGGCACAAACCUGCAGUUUGUGGACGAGAUAGAGCAUUUGGACCCCCCACAGACGCUUGGUGUUCAUUUCAGCUCUUCGAAUCUCCAGUAUUACACUCCUUCUGUUGGAACGGGAACGAGAAGAAAUGUCACCGUCAGACUGAAGGUUGCAAAUGAAACGAUUGCAUGUGCGACCCUCACCUACCACCCAGAUCCAGAGUUCAUCCGCUUCACUACAUCACCAUCCGGAGAUGAUUUGCGCAUCACUGUUGAGAAAAAAGUGGACAAACUGAACAUAUCCAGGGAGGAGCUGAAUAUAUACGCGCUGGAGGGUGAUGUAGAACACAAAUGUCAGCUGGAUAAAAUUGAACCAAGUCACUCUUCAGGGAUGGAUUCCAUUGACUGUGAAAUACACAACAAGGCUAAUGCCAAGAUAGAGUCAGUGAAGAUAUAUUUGGGAAAUCAUCAAUUUGAAGUAAAAGAGCCACAAAAGACGUUGUACUUGAUUGUAUUGGUCAUCUGUAUCAUCGUUUUGAUUUUUCCUGCUGUUGGAUGCACCGCGUGGAUUUACCGCUCGAAACAGAGGAAACUGUCGGAACGAAUGAACGAAUAUGUGGAGCUGCUGGAGUGCGACAUCAGAAAAGAGAUUCGGCAAGGCUUUGUAGAUAUGCAGACACAAAAAAUGGAUUUGACAGAAAAUGUUGGAGUGAUCCCUUUCUUAGACUACAAGCAUUUCGCUUCUAGAAUCUUCUUCCCUGAUCAGGUAACUAUGAGUGGUUUCCUUAAAGACCUGGACCAGGCCUCAGAGAAUGCACAGAUGGACAGGAGGUGUGAGGCUUUGUCUGCCCUAAUCCGGAACCGGCUCUUCCUCACCUCCUUUGUCCACGCCCUGGAGGAACAGAAACACUUCAGCAUUAAUGAUAAGUGCCACGUGGCCUCCUUGCUGACCCUGGCCCUGCACAGUGACCUCCCCUACCUGACCGAGGUGAUGGAGGUCCUCCUCCGGGCCCUCAUGGACCAGUACAGCAACACCCAACCCAAACUCAUGCUGCGGAGCACCAAGUCCAUCGUGGAGAAGCUCCUGACCAACUGGAUGUCCAUCUGCCUUUACGGCUUCCUGCGGGAGUCUGUGGGGCAGCCCCUGUUCCUGCUGGUGUCGGCGCUGAACCAGCAGAUCUCCCGGGGUCCCGUGGACUCGGUGACGGAGAAGGCGCUAUACACGCUGAACGAGGACUGGCUGCUGUGGCAGGCGCAGGACUUCAGCGCCCUGAAGUUGAAUGUGUCCUUCGACGUGGUGUCGGUGGGGGAGGGCAGCUCCCCCCUGGAGGUCAGCGUGCUGGACUGCGACACGGUGGAGCAGGCGAAGGAGAAAAUUCUAGGGGCCUUCAAGAGCAAGUUUGGCUUCCCCUACAGUGGGCAGCUCCCAGACAUUGACAUUGCAUAUGAGAAAGGAGGCCAGUCUGUCCUGCUACAGGAAGUGGAUCAGAGUUCAGAGGUCAUGGGUUCCGUGACCAUGCUCAACACCCUCAGGCACUACCAGAUUCCCGAUGGAGCCUCUGUCAAAGUCAUCACAAAACAAGCCCACGCCCCUUUGAGCACACAAGUCAGUUUGAAGGAUGAUAGGAACUACUCCAUUAAGUACUUCCACUUGAUCGAUCCUGAUAUUGAUUGUGCCCAGGGAGGGAAUCCAGAGAGGAAGAAGCUGAAGCUCAAAGAGAUCUAUCUGACAAAACUGCUCUCCACCAAGGUGGCCGUGCACUCCUACGUGGAGAAGCUGUUCAGGACGAUUUGGGGCACCGCCAACAGCAGAGUCCCGCCCGCAGUCAAGUACUUCUUCGACUUCCUGGACGCUCAGGGAGAGAGCAAGAAAAUCAGCGACCCGGAUGUGCUCCACAUCUGGAAAACCAACAGCCUGCCCCUGCGCUUCUGGGUGAACAUUCUGAAGAACCCCCAGUUUGUGUUCGACAUGGAGAAGACGCCGCUUCUGGACAGCUGUCUGUCCGUCAUUGCCCAGGCCUUCAUGGACUCCUUCUCAUUGGCCGAGCAGCAGCUGGACAAGCAUUCUCCCACCAACAAACUCCUCUAUGCCAAAGACAUCCCCCAGUACAAGCUGGAGGUGAAGGCCUACUACAAGCAAGUGGGAGAUCUGCCUGGGUUUUCCAGCGAAGAUUUCAAGGCUUUCCUGCAGGAAGAAUCAGAGAAACACGAAAAUGAAUUCAACGAAACGGCCGCACUGCAAGAAAUCUACAAGUACUUGCAUCAGAACUUCAACGCGGUAGAGGAGAAGCUGGUACAGAAUGGGGCUUCCAGUGAGCUGAAGGAGAAGCUGCAGCAGGUCAAGGAUUUGUUCACCAAUGACAAGAGCUGUUCCUGGGACUGACCUCCCUCCUGCCGCACACGCCCAAGAGACAUGUUUAUUGGCCGGAAGGGCUGUUCCUGGGAUCGACCUCCCUCCUGCCGCAUAGACCCAACAGACAUGUUUAUUGGCUGGAAGAGCUGUUUCUUGGAUCAAAGUUCUUCCCUCACCGUCACACAGCUCAAGCAGGUGAUGGACCCAGGCUGCCGGGCUCUUCUAUGGCCACUAUGGAAGCCAGGCCGGCUGCCUCCAGUCAGCAGCCCUGAGGAAACUCAGACUGAAAACUUUUAAGCACACGGCUGAUCUCACAUUUCAGGGCAGAGGGCAGACAGUUGCUGUUGUUAUUCCUCAGGUUAAAGGUCUUCGUGCCUUAUGCACUUUGGGGUCCCACGCUAAUGGGUAUUCCUCACCUGCAUGAAUUAUUGAAAGAAUGUUCCGCAGGCUUCUUUGAACAGACUAGCAAAAUCACAAUGCACUAACCAUGGCCACGUGUUUGGCCGUCCUGUUUUACCUCAUACAUCUUCACUUUGGCAUUUGCUUCUGUAAAACAGUCACAACUGAUCAGUUAAAACAGGUUAACAGCCCCAAUUAAAGGGUAGUUUUGUGAUUUAGGAUAAACUGUGAUCUACCAUAAUCAAAAAAUACUCUCUCAUCGCUACUUCUAGGGAACGUCUGUGAGGAACAUAUGUUGUCUUAUAAAAGGUCAAGUUAAUUAGCUCAUGCCUUAUAGUCAGUGACCCCCUGCGGAAAGCAAUGGCUCUUAAGUCUGGUGGUUUCUGCACAAAGCCAGUAAGCAGUCAGGCUGCGUCAGGCUUACCCAUUCGGAGCUUAUCUUCAUUUCUGUGGUGUAAAACAGGCUGAGGUGCUUCAGAUACACAAGCAUUCCAUCAGCUGCAAUGUCGAAUGCAUCUUGUUUCAGUGAUUUUGCUGUUAAAUAUGCUGUUAAAGUGCUACGCUCCACCGGGCCAAUCAGUGUAGCCUGACGUGUUUCAGUGCUUGGGUACUUACAUGUGCAAUAUAGGCUUGCACGACUGUGAAAGAGUACAUUAAUGCUACAGCAUAGCAGUUAUGCAUGUUUUUUUUAAAUGAAUUUUGCUGGAGAAAGUUAUUCACAGGUUACUGUUUAUAUCUAACUGAACACAUGCUACUGCUCUGGAAGGUUUAUUUGGUGAUAUACCUAAUGUACAUGCAAAUUUACUUACUUCGUAUUUUAAUAAUACUUUAUUAAAUACUGUGUGUCUCUUGCUGAUAUUUUAACAACAAACAGGAAGAUUUAAAAAAUGAGAAACAGGUCAGUAAGCAGGAUCUUAUUUUAAACUGGUUUCUUGGGUGUAAUGACACUUUCAAAACGUAACGCCAACUGCCUGCUAGAACUGCCGUUCCGCUUUUUACAGCACAAGCAAAAGAGCGUGUUCUUUGAAAAGCUCAGUGUUGAGUAGGCUCAAAUCCUUUCUCUAGUGAAAUGAGUUUCAAAACGCCUCUGCAAAACCGUACGGGGUAGAAUCACGAUGAGCCGAACGAUGAGUAGCGGCUUUUCUAUUUGCGAAGUGUGUGCUGACCCCAAGCCCGUUAGGGCAUUUGAAGCCUGGAAGAAGCAAUCUUGUGAGGAAAUGCGUAUUAGAGCAAAGGCAGUGGCAACUCGCGCUUUGCGUGGACUUAUUCAUGGUUUUUCGGUUUGCACUGUGAGGACCUUGCCCAAGCACGGGGAGUUCCCGAAUCAGUCCAUGUUCAGUGCGUACAGGAAGUAUCGAGUUUGGAGGAAGUUAUCUUUGAGUGUGAGUGACACAACUAAAUUCAAACAAUGGACAAAUCAAGGUUAAAUAUAUCCAGGGGUGUGAAUUUUUUCUUCUACAAUUUCUACAGAUUAGCAUGUUGUCUCCUUGGAAGCCAAAAAAAGACCAUGCUAAAUUAAAAGUGAACUGUUAUAAAUGCAAGCAAAGGAUAAGUAUUUAAAAAGGCUAUUAGUGGAGUUUUGCUGGUUGCAAAAAACCUAAGGCCCAGACCUAGCCAAGCCACAAAUGUACACACACACAUUCUACAUUAUGAGCCUGGAAAUGACUGAUUAAUAAUUGAUGGAGCAGUCCCAGAUGCCCGUUAGCCGUGGUCCCUGAAAUAUGGUCAGACCCUAACAGUCUGUAUGUUGCUGCUUGAACUUCGCUUUGCCUGAGUUUUUCUAUUAACUGUUCAGUGCCCUAACCGACUUUAGGGUGUAAGUGUGCCAAAUAAUAAAAUGGAGUGACUGAACUCAACUCUUCUUAAACCAGAAGGCCUUGGCUGCUGACACUUUGAUUUUACUUUGAUUAAAACCAUCA